AUGUCGAUUGUUAGAAAAGAGGGCAAGGACACAAUAAUAUUUGCCUCCAAAGAGGAUCACGCCUCUCCCAGUAAAGUGAAUCUUCCCGAACCCGAGCCAAGUCCCGGUUUGAUACUGGCCAAUGGAGAAAUAAACUGGAAUUGUCCAUGCCUCGGGGGAAUGGCGACCGGCCCUUGCGGUCUUGAAUUCAGAGAGGCGUUCUCUUGUUUUCAUUAUUCAGCCGCGGAGCCAAAGGGCUCGGACUGCUACGACGCUUUCAAAACCAUGCAGACUUGCAUGUUUGAGUAUCCCGCGCUAUACGGAAACAAGGACGCCGACCUUGACGAUCUUAGCCAGGGCGAGAGUCAGGCUGUCGCUAGCAAAGACUCUGAAGAUUCGAUCGAGGACAGUAGAGAAAGGAAGAGUGACGAGAGUGGCAUCGGAGCGAUCAGUGGUAGUAAAAACGAGGUGCAACAGUCGGUAGGGUCCAAAUGAGAGAUGUAUUUAUUUAUUAUCGAUAACGUUAGAUACCGUUAAUCUAUGUACUGCCAAAUUAGUAAUUCCUUCAUUAAAUAAUCAGCUGCUGGUCCAUAUCUCCUCAAGGCACGUGAGUUAAACAGCUGUACAAAAUUUCAGCUUACCAUCGAUAGAUAUUAAAUCUUAUCGAACGAAUGAAAAUAUUGGCAAUGUUUUGUAUGCCCGGCGUAGAAAGAGGUAGAAUAUUAUCAUAGAGGAAGGAGUAAACUUUUUUCACUUACUACCAGUUGUAAUUGUUCAAAGGUAUAUGGUGUGCUGAAUUUCAAUAGUUGUAUUUAUCAUUCAUACGUGCAUUUUUGUAACACGCACAGUUGUCUGUUACGUGAAAUUGUGAUCACUUUUUUUCUCCUAUGGUACUGCUGUGUCAUGAAUAAACGAAAAAUGGAACGCUGCAUCUGUUACAUUUCCCAACGAA
Messenger RNA from Diprion similis, 931 nucleotides. Its product is annotated as mitochondrial intermembrane space import and assembly protein 40-B. The transcript has a single exon. Gene Ontology annotation, molecular function: protein-disulfide reductase activity. Gene Ontology annotation, cellular component: mitochondrial intermembrane space. The record is from RefSeq and is a predicted model, not a curated record. Bases 1 to 474 code for a protein of 157 amino acids. Lineage: Eukaryota; Metazoa; Arthropoda; Insecta; Hymenoptera; Diprionidae. Gene Ontology annotation, biological process: protein import into mitochondrial intermembrane space.